Gilbertella persicaria is the source of this 550-nucleotide messenger RNA. RefSeq lists its product as uncharacterized. The record is from RefSeq and is a predicted model, not a curated record. The transcript has a single exon. The coding region runs from base 101 to 334 and encodes 77 amino acids. Lineage: Eukaryota; Fungi; Mucoromycota; Mucoromycetes; Mucorales; Choanephoraceae.
UAUAUACAAAAAAAAGUAAAACACGCGUUUAGACUACUGAUAAAGAUUGGCCUGUCUUACCGUUUUCUUUUCAGCAACUAAUAAGGGUUAAUGGAUAAACAUGCUUUUCCUGUCAUCUAAAAGAAAAAGGCUGUGCACGGUCUUAACCAUUCUUUCAUCAUCCACUUCUUUACUACUUACUAUUCCUUUCCUUCCUCCUUUUUUUUUUUUUAAAAAAAACAUACUAUGGCAACAAAAGAAUCCCUUCCAGGCACAGAGUACAAAGUUGGCAAUGUAUAAAAAAAAUCUUGGUAAUUGUAACACCAUUCUUGACAUUCUAAAUUUUCAUAUAUAACCUAUAUUUUGCGAUGAUCGUUAAUUACAAUUGCUUGGUAUUUCUGUCUUGCAUAAAAAUAUACACUGGCAAGCAUGACAAGAAUUUUCUCUUGCUUCCUUAUGGCUUAUGUUAGCCUCUCGCUUUAGUAGUGAUAAACUAUCAAUAUUGUUUCAGCACUCUAACUGGGAUAUUUUAAUUUACCGAGCUUUUCUUCACUUUAUUCAUAAAGCAGAA